Molecule: messenger RNA, 1953 nt
Organism: Phytophthora sojae
Lineage: Eukaryota; Oomycota; Peronosporomycetes; Peronosporales; Peronosporaceae
Exons: 1
Coding region: 1-1953 (650 amino acids)
Source: RefSeq, a predicted model, not a curated record
AUGCCCCCGACGGAGUCGCUGUACAAUUUCAGCUCUCUCAGUCCUGAGGCGCUCGCAUUGGGGGCGUCUCUGGACGCCAGCGACGCGUUAUGCCUGAGUAGCGUCAACGAGUGGGGGUCCGCGAUGAACGGCUUGACCGGGACGCCUCAGCAAGUGCUGGACGUCGUCACCACUCUCAACCUGAGUAUUCCGCAGCAGACAAAGCGAGAGCUUGAACUGGGUAUCGAGCGAGCUAACGAAUGCGUCACCACGUGGAGUAUCAUGGCGCUUCCUCGACUGUUUUUAUUCCCAGUGUCCGUAAACAGCACCGAGUUCGGCGAAAUCCCCGCUGUGGCCAUCAAUAUCGCCCCCGAUGUGACCGAGUGCCGCCCAGACGUCCCCCCGGAUGAGAGUCUUCUCGGCUCGAAGCUGGCUCUUGCUACGGAUGGCUGGGACUUGCUGGCGGACGUUCCCGAGGCGCUCACUUUGUUUCCGUACAGCUUCAACAGCACUAUGACUCCGAUCUCGCGUGUGGUCGAAGCCGGCGAGGAGACGAAGUACAAAGUUGAUACCGUCCUGGAGCCUCUGCUGCACGCGUACUACGGAGCCUGUCGAGUGCACGAGGUGAAUGCUACAGGCGUGUACAUUGAAGACACCUGCGAGAUCUCGAACCACUGGGCUUCUUACGGUCUAAUGACCCAAUCCCCGGACGAUAUGCCGCUAUGCAGCACCAGUGACGUGUGUAUCCACAACUCCUACAACUCGCAGUGGGAAUGGACCAGUGAAAUCACAGAAUCGGAACCAAACCGCGUCGCCAUGUACAUGAACACGUUUCGGAGUCGUUAUGCUGACAAAGUUGGUAUCAGUGUGCUACCUGGCCUGGUCGUGAUGCAGAUUUUCAUCAUGGGGGUAGUUAGUCUGUACGAAGUGAUGUCGCACAAGAGGUCGGUGCUGCUCACUCAAAUCUGGGCGUAUCGCUGCCAGAACGGCGCUACUCAGGUGGUGUACCUCGCCCAAAUUUCCUACCAUCUCAUCUACAACUCGGACUUGUACUUGCUCGGAUUCGCGACGGGCACGCUAACGACCGAGUCGAUUGCGAACCUCACCUGUUGUUUCUUUGCCUUCUCGUACUCGUUCGUGAAUCUGGCCAAGGCUCGUUCAGGGGACCAGCAGCUGGAUCGCCACUUUCGAUUAACCUGGGAAGCCACUCAAGUUGUCAUCACGGCUUGUGUGGUCACUACACUGCGAGUGGUGCAGCGGAAUCCAUUGGAGUCGAUUAUCUCGACAAACGCACAGAUUUUGCGUAAAACUUCAACUCUCGGGGCGAAAUACUGCGGUCUCAACGAUGCCUGCAUCAUUUUUACCGUGAAUGCUCCGACACUGAUCGCACUCUUGUCGACCAUUUUGGGCCUCUUAGCUGUGACCACAUCGCUGAUAGUGAAGAAGACCAGCCCGAAUGUUAUAAGGGUUGUACUGUCAUCUCGAGGUUCUCAGGGAAGCUUCAAAGGGAUCAGCCCUACGCGGAAAACUAAGGCACAACCAAAGAUUACGACGGUUCGAUUUAGCCUUAACAAGAAGAACCAGACUCUGCCACUCGAUGUUAUACGAUCGCCAGCGUACAAUCGUCUCACUUCGUUCGAGGAAAGCUGCCUGGGCUCGCCGUUCCGAAAAUUCUUUUACGAUUGCGACGAUUUCGCCUACGAGACGUACAAUGGGAAGCGCUGUACAACGGUGGAGGCAUUGUUGUUAACGGGAUACCUGUACUAUGGAGAACACAUUUACCAGGCAUCGUCGGUGCUGCUACUCGUUUUGGCGCGUUUGUUGCCCCGAAAACUCCUCCGCACCUUCAAUGUGCUCAUUCUGCGCUGGCAUUUGAACCCGAUCAAUGGCACGCUAACACACGCAUUGUCCUGCACGUGGUACACGGCGAGUAAAGAGAACCAUGCACUGAAUGGAAUGACGCCAGUCGCUUAG